Molecule: messenger RNA, 1440 nt
Organism: Fusarium subglutinans
Lineage: Eukaryota; Fungi; Ascomycota; Sordariomycetes; Hypocreales; Nectriaceae
Product: CYC8-general repressor of transcription
Exons: 3
Coding region: 1-1440 (479 amino acids)
Source: RefSeq, a predicted model, not a curated record
AUGUACUCCGCCGGCUACGGCUUUAGCAACAAUGCUGCUCCCUCUUUCAACAACCCUGCCCCACAGCAGCAGUCCGGAGCCCAGCCAGCCGCUCAGCAGAUGAUGUAUAACCAGCAGCAGCAGUUCGCCGGCAUGACGCCUCAAGGAGGCUUUAACCCUGGCGCGAAUCCUCAAAUGAUGGGUGCUGGCCCAGGAGGCAUGAUGCCAAACGCAGGAAUGCAGCAUAUGGCUGCCAAUGGUCAGAUGGCAGGUUUCCAACAGCAGUUCGCUGGUAACCCUUACGGUCAAGUCGUUCCCUCGUCAGUCGCUCCUCAGAAUUUUGCGCCGAAUUAUAUGAUGGGCGGAGGCAUGCAGGGCUUCCCGAUGAAUCAACCCGGGAUGCCCCAGAAUCCUCAAAUGAUGCAGCGAUUGCAACAGCAACAGCAACAGCAACAGCAAGCGCAGGCUCAAGCGCAGCAGCAGCAGCAGCAGCAACAGCAGCAGCAGCAGCAACAGCAACAGCAACAGCAACAGCAACAGCAACAGCAACAGCAACAACAAGCUGCUAACCCCGCUGGUAUGGGCCAGGUAUCGACCCCUCAAAGACCCCCGAGCGCCGCACAAGGAACACCAAACAAUGCUCUGCCUUCGCAGCAGGGUCAAUUCCCGACUCCUCAGCCUCCCUCUCAAAGCCAGACCCCCACAAACCAGCAGUCCCAACAACCACAGUCGCAGCAGCAGCAGACUCAACAAGCUCCGACACAAGCGCAAGGGCAGCAGCAGUCGCAACAACCCGUAUCUGCCGGAUUAUCGACACCCCAGACGCCAACCUUCUCUACAAAUCAAGGACCGGCUGUCAACGGAACUUUAACAGCGGCUCCGCUAAGCCCCGGUACCGAAUCUCGAGAUAAAGAACGAUUCGCAUUGCUGCUCGAUAUCAACCACGAGCUUCUCUAUGAAUCUAUACAAAUCCAGGCAACCCAACAAGAAUUGAAGAAGGAGAGCGCUGCAGCUGGAAACCCUGCCGAUAAAAAACCGACAGACGAGGAGUCACAACUACAGCAAGACUAUCUCCAAUGUAUGAGGAGAUUGCAAGCAAACUUGUCGUAUAUGGCCGCACUUGCGGAUCGAAAGCCCGAAGUUAAAGUUCCGCCCUGUCCAGCAUACCUCACUGCCCCUGCUCUGACUCUUUCGCUGAAACUCCGGGCCCCCGCUGUAGGACCUGAAGGUGCAGACAACAACAUCGACCCGGUCGCUGAUCGUGAAGAGCGAAACAAUAGCAUAAGGGACCUGUAUUCAAGAUUACAGGCUGUCUUCCCCGGCAUUGACCCGAAGAGAGAACCAGCUUACCGUAUGAAUACACAAGGCGGCCAGAAGCCUGCCAUGAUGGGAUGCCAGGCCAGCCCGACAGCACAAAGGACGCCAAAGAUCACGAAUAUGGGGGCACCUCCUAUGCCCUAA